UUACAUUCUCUUGGUUUAAAGAGAGUAUUUGUACUCCGGUCUGAGUCCAACGCGUGUUGUAGUACAUCUAACAGUAUAGACGAUCUUGGUUUGGAAUAAGAUGGCGUCGCAUGAGGCACUGGCGGCUCUGGGGGUGGAAGGAGCUUCGGCGGCUGCGCACGCUCUCUCUCUGCCGGCUGAAGCCUACGGAAAUGACCCCCGGCUAGAAGUCAUGUGGGCGAUGAAGGCCUACAACCACGCAGAGGUCUACUUCAAUGUAACGUUCCCCUUUUUUUCCUCCUCCUGGCCGCCACUCGUAGAGACGCCGUUCCGAGGACUCACGUUCCGACGUUUGCUCGCUCUCUUUCAGCUCAUCUCGUCCGUCGAGCCCAAGUUCCUGAAGCUGACAAAGGUGGACGACCAGCUCUACUCGAGCUUCAGGGAAACCUUCAAGGAGCUCGACGUGAAGCAGCUGAAGGAGGGAGACCUGAAGUCAGACGAGGCCAAAGAGAGGUGGCGUCCCUUCUGCAACCAGUUCGAGGGAAUCGUGGAGGACUUCAACUACGGCACCCUGCUGCGUCUGGACUGCGAGAAGGACUACAGCGAGGAGAACACCAUAUUUGCCACCAGAGUCCAGUUCUUUGCCGUGGAGAUCGCCCGAAACAGAGAAGGCUACAACGACGCCGUGUUCAGAUCCAAACGGUCAAAGAGCUAGCCUCCCGAUGAACCAGAAGGAACCCAUUCCACUCUGCUCUCUCCGUCAUGAGGAUCCCAGAGAACUGUCACAUGUUAUUAAUCAGAGUUUGAGAGUAAAAAGCUCGGUGCCGUUUACUAUCCUGCCUUCUUUUUAAUAUUCCCUCUAAAGGUUGAUUCAAUGGUUGCUUCCGUUGGAACUUAAAUAAAACAUUGUAAUAAAUAAGCUGCAGUAUA
Fundulus heteroclitus (mummichog) is the source of this 909-nucleotide messenger RNA. RefSeq names its product polysaccharide biosynthesis domain containing 1 (gene pbdc1). Bases 101 to 694 code for a protein of 197 amino acids. Gene Ontology annotation, cellular component: cytoplasm. The record is from RefSeq and is a predicted model, not a curated record. The transcript is spliced from 5 exons. NCBI's taxonomy places the organism in Eukaryota, Metazoa, Chordata, Actinopteri, Cyprinodontiformes, Fundulidae.